This is a messenger RNA of Leptosia nina, 1698 nucleotides long. NCBI's taxonomy places the organism in Eukaryota, Metazoa, Arthropoda, Insecta, Lepidoptera, Pieridae. The record is from the annotation of a GenBank genome assembly.
AUGAUUGUCGUGCCAGGCCAGGCCAGGCCAGGCCAGGCCAGGCCAGGCCAGGCCAGGCCAGGCCAGGCCAGGCCAGGCCAGGCCAGGCCAGGCCAGGCCAGGCCAGGCCAGGCCAGGCCAGGCCAGGCCAGGCCAGGCCAGGCCAGGCCAGGCCAGGCCAGGCCAGGCCAGGCCAGGCCAGGCCAGGCCAGGCCAGGCCAGGCCAGGCCAGGCCAGGCCAGGCCAGGCCAGGCCAGGCCAGGCCAGGCCAGGCCAGGCCAGGCCAGGCCAGGCCAGGCCAGGCCAGGCCAGGCCAGGCCAGGCCAGGCCAGGCCAGGCCAGGCCAGGCCAGGCCAGGCCAGGCCAGGCCAGGCCAGGCCAGGCCAGGCCAGGCCAGGCCAGGCCAGGCCAGGCCAGGCCAGGCCAGGCCAGGCCAGGCCAGGCCAGGCCAGGCCAGGCCAGGCCAGGCCAGGCCAGGCCAGGCCAGGCCAGGCCAGGGGCCAGGGCCAGGCCAGGCCAGGCCAGGCCAGGCCAGGCCAGGCCAGGCCAGGCCAGGCCAGGCCAGGCCAGGCCAGGCCAGGCCAGGCCAGGCCAGGCCAGGCCAGGCCAGGCCAGGCCAGGCCAGGCCAGGCCAGGCCAGGCCAGGCCAGGCCAGGCCAGGCCAGGCCAGGCCAGGCCAGGCCAGGCCAGGCCAGGCCAGGCCAGGCCAGGCCAGGCCAGGCCAGGCCAGGCCAGGCCAGGCCAGGCCAGGCCAGGCCAGGCCAGGCCAGGCCAGGCCAGGCCAGGCCAGGCCAGGCCAGGCCAGGCCAGGCCAGGCCAGGCCAGGCCAGGCCAGGCCAGGCCAGGCCAGGCCAGGCCAGGCCAGGCCAGGCCAGGCCAGGCCAGGCCAGGCCAGGCCAGGCCAGGCCAGGCCAGGCCAGGCCAGGCCAGGCCAGGCCAGGCCAGGCCAGGCCAGGCCAGGCCAGGCCAGGCCAGGCCAGGCCAGGCCAGGCCAGGCCAGGCCAGGCCAGGCCAGGCCAGGCCAGGCCAGGCCAGGCCAGGCCAGGCCAGGCCAGGCCAGGCCAGGCCAGGCCAGGCCAGGCCAGGCCAGGCCAGGCCAGGCCAGGCCAGGCCAGGCCAGGCCAGGCCAGGCCAGGCCAGGCCAGGCCAGGCCAGGCCAGGCCAGGCCAGGCCAGGCCAGGCCAGGCCAGGCCAGGCCAGGCCAGGCCAGGCCAGGCCAGGCCAGGCCAGGCCAGGCCAGGCCAGGUUAGGCCAGGCCAGGCCAGGCCAGGCCAGGCCAGGCCAGGCCAGGCCAGGCCAGGCCAGGCCAGGCCAGGCCAGGCCAGGUCAGGCCAGGCCAGGCCAGGCCAGGCCAGGCCAGGCCAGGCCAGGCCAGGCCAGGCCAGGCCAGGCCAGGCCAGGCCAGGCCAGGCCAGGCCAGGUCAGGCCAGGCCAGGCCAGGCCAGGCCAGGAGCCUUAUGGGCUUUAGAAGCUGCUUUAGCAGCGGCAUCUGCUUCCUCGUUACCUACAAUACCGGUAUGGGCUCGAACCCAUUUGAAAAGUAUCUGUGUGUGCUUGUUGUGGUGUAAUAUCCGGUGUAUGCUGCUAACUAUUGGAUGGGUAUUGGAUGAUUGUUCUAGUGCCGCCAGUGCAGAUCGUGAGUCCGAAUUUAUGAUGCAGUUGAUAUUAUUUUUGGUUGCCCAUUUGCAUGCUUCUCUAAUGGCGAGGAGUUCAGCUUGA